This is a messenger RNA of Suillus fuscotomentosus, 2718 nucleotides long. Its product is annotated as HECT-like ubiquitin-conjugating enzyme-binding-domain-containing protein. Gene Ontology annotation, molecular function: ubiquitin conjugating enzyme binding; cyclin binding; ubiquitin protein ligase activity. The record is from RefSeq and is a predicted model, not a curated record. Gene Ontology annotation, cellular component: cytosol; ubiquitin ligase complex; nucleus. Gene Ontology annotation, biological process: proteasome-mediated ubiquitin-dependent protein catabolic process; protein autoubiquitination; protein monoubiquitination. Lineage: Eukaryota; Fungi; Basidiomycota; Agaricomycetes; Boletales; Suillaceae. The transcript is spliced from 6 exons. Bases 1 to 2718 code for a protein of 905 amino acids.
AUGCAUUUCGAACGGACGCCGCAAUCAUACUCCGCGCUUGAGACGCUUGUGUUAAAUCUCAGAAAUCAUGAUGGUGGGGAGAUACCUCGCAAAGUUCUGGAUGACCACACAGCUCUCCUAGAAGAACUUAGGGAUCGAGUCGAUGCCCUAACGCCUUCUAUGAACAGACAGGAUGCACAUUUUGCACAAGUCAUAGUAUCACUCCUUUUGGACUUGGACCAGUUGCCUGCAGUUUCUCCCCCUUUGGAUUCAGCCCUUCAAGCAUCUUCAUCCACUUCUCCUGACCUUGUCGUUCGAUGUCCCGCUGAUCUCUUAAGUACCCUAAAAAAGCAGCUUGGCGAUCUGCAAUUGGAAAGGAAGGCAAGGGCAAACAUUCUCUCCCCACAAUCCCCAGUACAAACUGUACAAACUGCGCUCCUUUGGUCCAAGAUUGAACGAAAACUGGACGCUGUAACAGCACUUUGUAAAGCUCGCGCCGAUUCCCGCCGUUCCCCCUCCUUAGAUCAUCUUCCCCCACAAUAUGACCACGCAGGUCACGACUUCGAGACACCCCCAGAAUACGAUGCUGAGUAUCAAUCAUCUUACGAGAAGGCUGGUAUACAGCCACCACGGUCGAUACCAUCUCCCAGCAUCCCCAACGAGAAAUUGCGGAUGGAUUUUGAUGCCGUGAUGCUGGCAAUCGAGCGUCUGUAUAUCGUUGCACCCCAGCUACACAACCAACGAGUGGAAUUGAAGAGCGCCAAGCUCGCCCAAAUGGAGCGUGCACGGCUUGAAGGUCCUAAAGUCCAGCCUUCUUUAUCUAAGGGCAAGCAGAAAGCUCAUGACCGGGAUAUGCGCGACCUUGACCAUAUGCUUGAGCUCAUCCGGAAAGCGUCAGACCGCAAGUUGACUGAUCAAUCGGUCGUCAUGGAUAGCAGACGAAUGGUCAGGUUCAGGCAAGCAAGGCAGGAGUACGAAAAUCAGCGAGGUGCAUUCGUCGACCAUCUUAUCCAACGCUCGGGAGCUGGGCGAUUGCAUGACCAGGAUGCCAUCCUGCAGCCCAAAGUUAGAGCACUGGAUGAACUCGUCACUCUCCCUGAGUUCAUUCGCGAAUCAAUGUCGGGUAUCCCACCCGAAUCGCGUCAACACACAUCUCCUUCUGGAGAUGCACCCGAGGAGCCGGUUCCUGACGUUUCGGCAAUGACUCACAAAAAGUCACGCAGUCGAAGCAUAUCUGCCCCACAAUGGUUGCGCCCUGCAGCGGAAUUUAGCCGACGGCUGUCUAAGAGCACCAGCAGACCGGGCUCGUCCCACGGGCUUAUCCAAUCUGGAACCGAAGAGUCGCAGCAACAAGGUACACACUUGGAUGUUAUCAUCGACAAAACUAACCAAAGUUCUGCAGGGAACAUUGCACUCAAUGUUUCAUAUGUCGCCGAAUAUCACGAGACCUUGAGACAUGUCCUUGUAUUCGUAGCAGUGUCAGGCAUUCCCGUUGACACAGAACUACAGGCUGAAGUGUUGCCAACGUCAUCCAGUGGGACUGAAGGUGAUUGGUUGGUGAUUAGGAGUUCUUGGGCCUCCUCGCCUCCACUAAGCUUGCCUGUCCGAGUCACCCCUGGAAAGAAAGAUGUUCAAAUUCGCCAAGGACACUACGAGCUCAAACUUGGGAUUGCGAACCCACAGGCGGCGAGGUCCUCUUCACCCGAUGAACCUACCCCGUUGAUGUCUGCUGAGCAACUCCUAUCAUCGAAGCCGACAUCCUGGUCCUGCAUAUCUUGCUCGCUCCCCCUCGUCCAUUGCCCAAAGUUGUUCAAAUACCGCGACCUCCCAUCAGAACAUUGGGAAGAACUUGUCGAUGCCUGGAUGUGCCAUGCAGACCAAACACUACAUAAUCACAUUGCGAAGCAUGGACGUGGUUUCUGGCCAGAGGAUAGCGAGGCUCUGGUUGGAGGUGGCUAUAUUCUCUUCCAGCAAUCGGCAAUAGUAUCCAACAACGUCUCCUGCACCGAACAGCCCCUGGUAAAUCCAUAUUUCUUAUUGAACUCGUGCUAUUGUAGGACGAACAAGAAGGCCGACGUUGGGCUUCCACCAGCGGCUGCUAGUCGAUCGUCGGUGCUCUGCCUUGAUACCUUAGAAGCCCCCGCAGGUUUCUUCGUACUAUCAAGUAGUGGGCGAGAUGGAGAGUCGUGGCUGGCACGAUGUAUAUGCGGCGCAAUAAUUGGUCGGCGGCAUGAACGACAUAGCCCAGAUGGCACAGCUUCAGGGAUGUACCGCCUGUUCAAGUAUGCGGUGCGGCCAGUGAGCCAAACAGUGGAACUUCCCCGAUUUCCAAUGUCUGCAUUCAUCAUGCAAGAUAUGCUCGAGCAUGUGUCUGCUCAUGCAACGUACCGCUUUGUUAUCUCUGAUGAAGAAGAGGAGCGGCCGCGAAUUUUGGUAUGGCUGUUCAAGCCGAGGAUUCGUGUUUCGUAUAUGCUGCCUACGUCAUACCUUAUUCCGAAACAGGGUUCCAUCGACGCGUCAAAAGUGUUGUACAAAAUUUUGGGGCCGUCGUCGUCAACGAUGGCUUUGAAAGACCUACUAUCUCGAUACCCCGGGUUUCCUCAAGCAGAGCACCUCUUCUAUCCAAUCGACGUCUGUCGCAAGCUCGCAGGGCUAUUGACGGAGAGCACGCAUUCGUAUCCAGAGAAUGUGAAGACAAUGACGGGUUUGGAUGUUGGCUGGUUAAAUCGUGGAUCCUGA